CACAGACACAUUCCUGCACAGCACUGUAUCCGGCACCGACGCUGUUGGAACCACAUGGACUCUGUGAAUGUCACCGCCGGUAUGUGGGCUGUGGUGCUCUUCCUUCCUGUGGUCAUCACCACCGCGCUCUGCCUGGGCUGCAGGAAACGGCCACUCACGCGUAUUCCACAGAACGUGGCUAACUAUGAAUCCAAGAACUAUUUCACCCAUCCUUCCACUUCAAGCUUUAUGGUGCUGGGACCUAACUAUAUGCAGCGGACAUUGCCCUCCCCAACAGUGGUGUCCCCCCCAUGCCACUCUCUGAUAGUGUCCCCUGUCCUGGCCGAAAGUCGCAGAAGCUCCAUGGGGAGGGUCACGCAGGACAGUGAGAGUGCACCUGACUAUGAAAACAACCCUUCGCCAUCUUGCAACUGUGAUGACGAUGAAAACCACUCCCUUGGUUACAUCCAGGUGCUUCCGGAUGACAACGUGCCCAAUGCUGAGCAGCCGGUGACCAUGCCCUACCCUCAGGAUGACCAGGAGAGCAUCUCCUCUGCCCCUGAUGAACAGUAUGUAAACGAGGGAAACCCAAGAGAUUCACAAGGGGACAGCGUGGAAUACGUCAACUUGGUCGAUGAAACUUGUAAACAUUGUGGUGCCAGUGGGCAGAAUGCCAAGGAGGAGAACGCAAGAGACUCACAAGGUGAGAGUCUGGAAUAUGUGAAUCUGAUGGAGGAGGAGGAGGAGGCCCAACAGUCCGAUAAUGAAGAGGAGAUGCCCGACUAUGAGAACAUAGACAACAGCUGCAAAGGUUAGGAUGGGAGCUUUGAGCUGCCAGGGAUUGGAUUUGGGUUUCCCAACGGAUACUCAACCCCAACAUAGAUCUUUUCCACCAAGGACAACUGGAGAUGUGUGAGACCCCUUGUAAUGCCCCCGUACCUUCCCUCCCUGGACUUGUCGGUGCCUUCAGAGUGGACACGCUGCCAUAACUAUCAGAUUUUCCCAUUAGCUGAACCAAACCUUCGGGCCUACUGGGCACGCUCUUCUUUUUCAAAAAUAGACAUCAAUCAUUGCUUUCAAUAAAGGUCAUUGUAGAAAAUGAAGAUCAACCACCCCUGAUAACAAUGUAAAUAAGAGCCUAAGGGCUACGGCUGCCCACACAGACAUCCGCAGAACUUCAUGGAACCCAUCGCUUGAACCUGUAGCCAAAGUCUGAGGCUCAGUAUGAGCUGCACCGGCCUUAGACAAGGUUGUCCUCUGGGAUUUGAGCAGAACUUGUGGUCUCCAGGGAAGAACAGUGAUGGGAUUUCCUUCUUAUCUCCAACCUGUUGGGACUUUUCAUGAUUCCUGGGAAAUGUGUUUCUUUGUUAUUUAUUCCAUUUGUAUUUGUGUGUCUUGUUUCUGUGUGAGGAUCGGCCUGACAAGCUCCUGAGAUGUUCCCAGCUUGAGGGACUUUAGAGACAUUUAGAGUUUAGAUCUGUUAAGUGAUUUUAUAGGGGAAACUGCUUUAUCUGAGACUUUUAUUCUUUUUUUUUUUCUUAACUAUGUGUCAUGGUCCAUAUAGGGUCUGAAUUUAGUUCUAACAGGAUUAGUAAUAAGUAAGGAAAGGUCUGGUUUAGAUUUCAUGACAGUUCAAUGAAAAUAAAUGUGACUUUUGUGGA
Xenopus tropicalis (tropical clawed frog) is the source of this 1640-nucleotide messenger RNA. It is a transcript of the gene lat, whose product is annotated as linker for activation of T cells. Lineage: Eukaryota; Metazoa; Chordata; Amphibia; Anura; Pipidae. The record is from RefSeq and is a predicted model, not a curated record. Bases 55 to 795 code for a protein of 246 amino acids. The transcript is spliced from 15 exons.